AUGGCGGACAGCAAAGAAGCGUUUGGCCUUCAAAAUUCUCCAAGUGAUACGGACUCGAAGGAUUUACACAGCGAAAGUAAACCGGAGAAACAGAAUGGAACUUCAAGCAAAUCUCCGUCGUCUCAGACAACUUACAUCCAACAGGGAAUGGAAGGGAUAAAGGUCUACCUCCACGAACGUGAACUGUGGACAAAAUUUCAUGAGGUUGGGACCGAAAUGAUUAUCACCAAAGCAGGGAGGCGAAUGUUCCCAAGCUUCAAAGUGAAGGUCACUGGACUAAAUCCCAAAACGAAAUACAUUCUCCUGAUGGAUGUAGUGCCAGCAGAUGACCACCGCUAUAAAUUCGCCGACAAUAAAUGGUCUGUGACGGGGAAAGCAGAGCCAGCAAUGCCUGGGAGGCUUUACGUUCACCCCGACUCUCCGGCCACUGGCGCGCAUUGGAUGCGGCAGCUUGUCUCCUUCCAGAAGCUUAAACUGACAAACAACCAUCUUGAUCCGUUUGGGCACAUUAUUCUCAACUCCAUGCAUAAAUAUCAACCUAGAAUCCACAUUGUCAAGGCAGAUGAAAAUAAUGGAUUUGGGUCGAAAAACACAGCAUUCUGCACCCAUGUGUUCCCUGAAACCGCUUUUAUUGCUGUUACAUCAUACCAAAAUCAUAAGAUAACUCAGCUAAAAAUCGAAAACAACCCCUUUGCAAAAGGCUUCCGCGGCAGCGAUGACAUGGAGCUCCACCGCAUGUCAAGGAUGCAAAGUACCAAGGAGUACCCAGUGGUCCCUCGCAGCACAGUGCGUCAACGAGUUGGCACCAGCCAGAGUCCAUUCAGUGGAGAUGUCCAAGGGAUUUCUACAGCUAGUAGCAUGACCUCUCAAUACUCAUGUGAGAAUGGAGUCACUGGCACCUCCCAGGACAUGCUGCCCCAAUCUGGCUCUUAUCCUCUACCCCAUGAACACAGUCAAGAUUAUCACUGCAUAAAGCGAAAAGUUGAGGACGACUGUCAUGCAGGUGAUCACACAUACAAAAAAGCGUACAUGGAGAGCUCCUCCAGUGAAGAUGACCAUUACUACCGGACAGUCAGCUACCCACAGUCCUUGGGCCUACCUGGCACCCCCUACAGAACGGAGUCAGGUCAGCGACAGGCUUGCAUGUAUGCCACUGCCUCACAAGCCGCUGAACCAGUCCCAAGCCUGGAGGAUAUCAGCUGCAACACAUGGGCAGGUGUUUCACCCUAUGGCAGCUGCUCUGUGACAACCAUGCAACCAAUGGAGCGACUGCCAUACCAACAUUUCUCUGCCCACUUCACGUCCGGACCACUGGUGUCCAGACUAAGCGGGGUAACAGGACAUACCUCUCCACAGCUGGGUGAUGCCCAUGCUAUGUAUCAAAGCUCCAUGUCCCACCAGACACUUGGCAGGCAGUGCAGCCCUGGUGCAGGAAUCCAGUCCCCAAGUGCCAGCCUGCAGAGCAAUGAAUACUUGUAUUCCCAUGGCAUACCCCGUACUCUGUCUCCACACCAGUAUCACCCAGUGCACAGUGUAAGCAUCAUGCCUGAAUGGAAUGAGAGCAGUUAA
Chanos chanos (milkfish) is the source of this 1569-nucleotide messenger RNA. RefSeq names its product T-box transcription factor 5a (gene tbx5a). The transcript is spliced from 8 exons. Lineage: Eukaryota; Metazoa; Chordata; Actinopteri; Gonorynchiformes; Chanidae. The record is from RefSeq and is a predicted model, not a curated record. Gene Ontology annotation, molecular function: RNA polymerase II cis-regulatory region sequence-specific DNA binding; DNA-binding transcription factor activity, RNA polymerase II-specific. Bases 1 to 1569 code for a protein of 522 amino acids. Gene Ontology annotation, cellular component: chromatin; nucleus. Gene Ontology annotation, biological process: positive regulation of DNA-templated transcription; regulation of transcription by RNA polymerase II; cardiac left ventricle formation.